AUGGAUGGAAUUGCUGAUGGAAUAGUGGGGAUUGUUGUUGGGAGUGUGGGCAGUGAGUUGGCUGGCAAUGGAGGUAGAGUAGUUGGCAAGGGUGUUGUAGGCAAUGCUGAUUUCGGCAACGAUGGGAUUGAUGGCAAUGGCGGCAUUGUGGCCUUUGGCAGAGAUGGGGCAGUUGGAAGUGAAGGCAAAGGGUUUGAGGGCAGAGGUGGCAAUGUGGCCUUGGGCAGUAUUGGUAGUGAGCUGGCUGGCAAUGGAGGUAGUGUCGCGGGCAAGGGGGUUGUCGGCACAGUAGGCAAUGCUGAUUUUGGCAAAGAUGGGAUUACAGGUGGGGUGAUAGGCGGUGUAGGCAAUGGGGUAGAUGGCAAUGGUGGCAAAGUGGCUUUUGGAAGAGUUGGGGUAGUUGGAAGUGUAGGCAAGGGGUUUGAGGGCAAUGGUGGCGAUGUGGCCUUGGGCAGUGUUGGUACCGAAGGCAACGGGGGCAGGGUGGCCUUAGGCAGUGUUGGUGCCGAGGGUAGUGGAGGCAAUGCAGUCUUGGGUAGAGAGGGAAUUGUGGGUAGUACUGGCAAUGCUGGUGGAGGAGCCGCUGCUGUGUCCAAGAGGUGGCGAGCUGCUUGGCUCUUAUGGGUACUUGACAGUAGCAACAUCAUGGCCAAAGACAGAACGAAGAAAAGCUUAGAAGAAGUCAUGUUUGAGUUUAUAGGAGCUGCCAAGGCAAAUCUCAUCAGAAAAGAAAUGUUGUUUCUUGUGAUGAUGAGAUGA
Messenger RNA from Rosa rugosa (rugosa rose), 759 nucleotides. RefSeq lists its product as uncharacterized. Bases 1 to 759 code for a protein of 252 amino acids. The record is from RefSeq and is a predicted model, not a curated record. NCBI's taxonomy places the organism in Eukaryota, Viridiplantae, Streptophyta, Magnoliopsida, Rosales, Rosaceae. The transcript has a single exon.